AUGGAGAAAAAUUGUCUAUUUUUUGGACCCUUUAAGGAAAGCAGUGUUAGCUUUAGAGUCAAGAUCAGUAACACUUUCCAACUGUUUUUUAAACUUGGUAUGAUUGGCAGCAGUUUUAAAAAAAUUACCAAAAAUCAUUCAAUCAAACAUUCUGUAAUCAUUGUUUUAAGGAAUACACCUCUCAAAAAAGGAGCAUAUGCAAAGGUUGUCAAAUGUGCAAUGACAAUUGGGAAAAGGUUAGAAUUUGACCUCCAUGAGUCAAAAAUCUUGUGUGUGCAGUUACGAAAAUAUAAGGAUCAUGAAGAGCCAUUUGACCUUGAUAUUGUUUGCUGUUCAGAUGAUCCUAGAAGCUGGUGGAAUCUUAUUGACACAGAUUCACAACCAGAUACUCUUUCAACAUUAGCAUGUCAUCUGUUUUCAAUAUGCCCAAAUUCUGCAAGUUGUGAAUGUGGAUUUUCUAUGUUUGGAUAG
This is a messenger RNA of Entrophospora candida, 471 nucleotides long. Lineage: Eukaryota; Fungi; Glomeromycota; Glomeromycetes; Entrophosporales; Entrophosporaceae. The record is from the annotation of a GenBank genome assembly.